Molecule: messenger RNA, 219 nt
Organism: Linum trigynum
Lineage: Eukaryota; Viridiplantae; Streptophyta; Magnoliopsida; Malpighiales; Linaceae
Source: the annotation of a GenBank genome assembly
AUGGUAGGCGGCGACGAUGGCGAUGGAGGAGGCAAGUGGCAAGUACAGAAGAAGGUGCGUCGAUGGUGCAUCGCCGCUGCCGUCUCUUUCUCCAUGUAUGCGUCGUCGUCCAAAGAUAAAGGCCCAUUCCGUAUAUGGCUUCUCUCAUCACUCGUCGACGUCUCGGUACAAUGGAUCUGGAGUCACAGUCGAACGAAUCUGAAGGCCGAUGAAAGCUAA